GAGGCAGAGGAGGGGAAGAGGAUGUCUGGGAAGACGGGGAGUCGAUCAGGGCACGGUGGCCGGGGUGCUGGCUCCAACUCCGGGGUUCUGAUGGUCGGACCAAACUUCCGGGUCGGAAAGAAGAUCGGCUGUGGGAACUUUGGAGAGCUGCGACUUGGAAAGAACUUGUACACCAACGAAUACGUGGCUAUCAAACUGGAGCCAAUCAAAUCGCGGGCACCUCAGCUCCACCUAGAAUAUCGCUUCUACAAACAGCUGGGAAGUUCAGAGGGUGUUCCCCAGGUGUUUUACUUUGGACCCUGUGGUAAAUAUAAUGCUAUGGUUCUGGAGCUGCUUGGACCCAGCUUAGAAGAUCUGUUUGACCUCUGUGACCGGACCUUCUCUCUAAAGACUGUACUCAUGAUAGCCAUACAAUUGAUAACCCGUAUGGAGUUUGUCCACACCAGGAGCCUGAUCUACCGAGACGUGAAGCCUGAGAACUUCCUAGUGGGCCGACCCGGCUCCAAACGGCAGCACACCAUCCACAUCAUAGACUUUGGCCUGGCAAAAGAGUACAUAGACCCAGAGACCAAAAAACACAUCCCAUACAGAGAACACAAGAGUCUCACUGGAACGGCUAGAUACAUGAGCAUCAAUACACACCUGGGGAAAGAGCAAAGCAGGCGGGAUGACCUGGAGGCUCUAGGCCACAUGUUCAUGUACUUCCUGCGAGGCAGUCUACCUUGGCAGGGACUCAAGGCCGACACUCUGAAAGAACGUUAUCAGAAGAUAGGAGACACCAAGCGAGACACACCGAUAGAGGUCCUUUGUGAGAGCUUCCCAGAAGAGAUGGCCACAUACCUGCGGUACGUGCGUCGGCUGGACUUCUUCGAGAAGCCGGACUACGACUAUCUGAGGAAACUCUUUACAGACCUCUUUGACAGAAAUGGAUACAUCUUUGACUACCAGUACGACUGGACUGGAAAGCCACUGCCCACUCCCAUUGGUCCAGUGGCCAGCGAGACUCCACUUCAGACAAGCAACCGAGAAAAAGCACCGCAGACCAAAAACCAGGUGAUGAGCUCAACCAAUGGGGAGCUGAAUACAGAUGACCCCACUGCAGGACACUCCAAUGCACCAAUCACAGCCAAUGCAGAGGUGGAAGUGGCUGAUGAUACCAAGUGUUGCUGUUUCUUCAAGAGGAGGAAGAGGAAAGCUCUCCAGAGACACAAAUGAAAACGAGAGACAAGAGAGAAACCCCUUCUCUCUUUUUCACCAUUUCUUUUUCCUUCUCUCUUUCUGUAGUCCUCUUCAUAUAACCCCCCCUCCCAAUCUCCACCCCUCUCCUCCUCUGCUGUUGGAGGUCCUGUAGUCUACCUUGGGUCAGCUAGAUUGGCUGGAUCACCAGGCAGCACGAUAUGAUUGCUAAGCUGAUCUGUUGGUUUCUCCCGCUCUGAACCGACCAGACACACAGACAGCGACAUGCUGUUCCACCCCGGAGCUUUAAAUGUGGACUCUAUGGUCGCAAACUGAACUCAAACUGGAUAGACACAAACUGCUGUGACCACAAAUGAACAGAUAGACUGUGAAAGGUGAGCUGAUUGGCUGACAGACUGGAUUCAGCUGGUUUCCUGGCAGACUGGCUACUUCUCUAUUUUUUGUUUUUGUUUUUUUCUUCUUACUGACUGGUUCAGAGGAGAGAGACGAGUAGUUCUGAGGAGAUACAGAAGAGAGCUAUGGAAGGACUGGAUGCAAUGAGACUGUCAGACCACACACACACACACACACACACACACAAAACACAUGCACACACGUAGAAACGCUGCACACGGUCUUGAGCUCAUCAUAAAGAGACUCUGUAGACAGAAAGUUGCAGCUCUCACACAUAGUUGAUAAAGUUUUUAUUCCCUGGGGUCAGAGGAAGUACACAGUUAGCGGCUUGGUCUAUUUCCUGCAACGGAUCAGGCUCGUUGUACUUGUCAGACACAUUCACCCUCAGAGGAAAACCUCACAACCACCAGAAUCAAGAGUUUAAAAGAGAUGUUUAUGUAAAAACUAUGCUUUUUUCUGUUUUAAUUUGUAACUAAAAAGACUGUCUGCAAUUUGAAGCCUGUGUUUUUUUCUGUCUUUUUGAGUUGUUCAAAAAACUUGUGUUUUGUAGCUUCUAGUGUGUUCCUCAAAAUGCAAUUUUUUUAAAUAACUUGUAUUUUUAAUUUUCUGAUGUUUUGUUUUAUUUGUUUUCCUCUUUCUCUUUGGGUUUGAGGAUGGAAAGUCGGAUAACUCCAUUAAAAAACAACCAAACAAAAUAAAUACUGAUCUUUAUGAUCUUUAUUUAAUGGAAUCAUUAACAAUAGUUUUGAAGAUAUUUUUUUCCCCACAUUGUUGAAGCUGCAGAUACAGUAUGGUCAUACAGGCAGGUCAGGACAUGGGUCUGGAAAGUGCUAAACAAAAGCCUUAUUCUUUAGCAUCGAAGUUUUCAGAAAAGUUGAGUUGACAGGAAAAAAUCCAAUUGAACAGAAUUUAAUACCAACUGUCUUCAGCCAUGUGAAGGUGUAAUCAUCAUAAAGAAAACCAAACUGUUAGAGAUAAAACAUAUGUUCUUUUUCUUUUUUCUUUUUUUUUUUUUACUUUAAAUACCUCAUAUAGUUCAAGUCCAAGCUCAGUGUAAUGUCUAUGUUGAUGAUCUAUCUAAAACCCAAAAACAUUCUGUUUGAAAUGAAAGAGAAAAACGGGAAAUCCUUGCGCUGCAGCAACGGGAGCAAGAACAUUUCUGGCAUUUUUCUUGAAAAAUGUAUGAUUAUUUGAUUUUCUUAAUAGUUGUCAAUUUUACUUUAUGUUGUUUGACUAAUCAAUUUAUCGACUAUUCGUCUCAGGUCUAAUUCAGUUAAAGAAUUCAAAUUCAAAAUGAAAUGAAAUGUCUGAUUAUAAAGAUACAGUAGUUUUGAUGGAG
Seriola dumerili (greater amberjack) is the source of this 2929-nucleotide messenger RNA. Its product is annotated as casein kinase I-like. Lineage: Eukaryota; Metazoa; Chordata; Actinopteri; Carangiformes; Carangidae. Gene Ontology annotation, cellular component: plasma membrane; cytoplasm; nucleus. The transcript is spliced from 10 exons. The record is from RefSeq and is a predicted model, not a curated record. The annotation marks the transcript as partial. Gene Ontology annotation, molecular function: protein serine/threonine kinase activity; ATP binding. Gene Ontology annotation, biological process: positive regulation of canonical Wnt signaling pathway; peptidyl-serine phosphorylation; endocytosis.